AAAAACGUGGUGUGGACCCGGCCUAAAAUUGGUCGUGCACACAAACAAGCCUCAUAUGGGUCUGUAGGUGGAAGAAUAUAAGCGUUAUGGCUCUUAGAAGGUGAGGAGGAAAAAACGAAAACGCUAAUCUGAAAAUUGGCUGUGUCCUCGCGGGGUUAAGAGUCCUUUCGCUCUAUGGAUACCCGUUGCGGUGGUGAUGGGUUAAAAGGGCGGAGGCUGGGACUCCUCCCCUAGGAUAGUCCUUCCUCCUAUCAGUCCAUCCAGUGAGGGGAUUCCCUUGAUGUGAGACAGUAGAGAAUAGACAUGGCAUCUCCGUGGCUGUCAGGAUGGGGGUCCCUGCUCUUGGUGGGCAUUCUGGUCUCUGUAGUGCAUUCUGCUCCCACCUACGAGACGUACUACUUCGACCAAAAGAUUGACCACUUUGGGUUUUAUGAGGAUGCCACUUAUAAGCAACGUUACCUUGUUUCCGAUACCCACUGGAAAAAACCUGGGGGCCCCAUCCUCUUCUACACUGGCAAUGAAGGAGACAUCACGUUGUUUAGCAAUAAUACGGGUUUUAUGUGGGAUAUAGCCGAGGAGCUUGGCGCCAUGUUGGUAUUUGCAGAACACCGUUAUUAUGGAGAGUCUAUGCCCUAUGGUAAUCUGUCCUAUAGUGAUCCUAAAUACUUGAAUUAUUUGACCUCGGAGCAGGCACUGGCAGACUUUGCCAUUCUAAUACGGUUCUUAAAAGAAAGCUCUGAAUCAAAGGAUAGCCCAGUGAUCGCCAUCGGGGGCUCGUACGGGGGGAUGCUGGCCGCCUGGUUGAGAAUGAAGUAUCCUCAUGUUGUAGUGGGGGCUCUCGCAGCUUCUGCCCCCAUUUGGCAGUUUGAAGAUUUGGUUCCCUGUAAUCUGUAUUAUCAAAUUGUGACAAAUGACUUUAAAAAAAGCGGCCCAGGAUGUGCUGAAAGUAUCACCAAGUCCUGGUCGGCCAUAAAUCGCAUGUUUGAAACCGAUGAAGGCAUCAGAUGGUUGUCCAGCGCAUUUCGCUUGUGUUCUCCUCUCAAGUGCCAGGAUGAUGGAGCGGCCUUCAAAAACUGGUUAAGUGAGACCUGGGUGAACCUGGCCAUGGUUGACUAUCCAUACCCAGCAAACUUCCUGGAGCCUCUGCCAGCCUGGCCCAUCAAGGAGGUCUGUACAUAUUUGAAGAAUCCAAACCUGGAUGACAAAGAACUGCUGCAGAACCUCUUCCAGGCAAUUAAUGUAUAUUAUAACUACACUGGGAACACCCCGUGCCUCAACACCUCGCAGACGGCUGUCGGGAGCCUGGAUGACCUAGGUUGGAGCUAUCAGGCUUGCACAGAAAUGGUGAUGCCGUUCUGCUCCGAUGGAGUCACGGACAUGUUUGAGCCUCAGACAUGGAAUUUUGAGGCUUUUUCAGACGAGUGCUAUAAACAGUGGGGCAUCAGGCCUCGCCCCAAAUGGAUCACAUCCGUCUAUGGUGGGAAGAACAUCAGCGCUGCUAGCAACAUUAUCUUCAGCAAUGGCGAUCUGGAUCCGUGGUCAGCCGGCGGCGUCAAGCAGAGCCUCAGUGACUCCUUAGUGGCCAUCCUCAUCAAAGACGGGGCCCACCACCUGGACCUGCGCUCCAACAACGCUUAUGACCCCAGGUCUGUCAUCGAGGCUCGGGCGUUGGAGGUGGCCUACAUGAAGAAGUGGAUAAAGGAGCACAGUCUGCAAGUGAAUGGAAUUUAAUGGGCCGGUACCUCCUGUGCUCUAGUAGACCAAACUUCAUAAACUUCUCAGGGCCUGGAUGGUGGAGCUUUCUUCGAGGGUUGGAAAUCCAAAGCUUCCGCAUGUUGGAUGUUGAUGGACAUUAGACAUCAAGUCGUCUUUUGACCUCAUAAAGGAACAUUUCUACAGAAGGGAUUAACAUUGGGCCUGAGGGGGGCAUCCUGGCACUUUUUUUUUUUUUACCUCCUCUUUAAAGAUAUCAAUACAUUCCAAAUCUGGAACAUGAAAUGAGUUUAUUAUGGGGUUGUUUUGGCUUUUGGUGGGUGUGGUGGGACACUUUUACAAAUGCCAUCUUAGGGCAUGCUUAAAUAAUGGUAGAACGUUCCUCUUUCGGCCACCACUCACAACCUCUGUUGCGUCCAUUGCAUGUUGGUUACCUUACCUAAGAACCUCUGUUUGUCUAAAAUAUGGCUUCCUGGAGUGACUCGUAUUAGGAGACUGGCUCCUCGAAAUUGGUCAUGACCGGCGCCGAUUCUAUUCAACUGUGCUACCGCCUCCUAGUAUUACUAGGACUUAAAACAUUGUAUCAUCUGUACUGAACAAACAAUUUUCCAUCUAAAAUUAAAAGGAGUUCUGUAGUGGAACAUAACUUAUGCCCUAUCCAAAGAAUAGGGCAUGAGUAAUAAAUUGUGGGGGUCCGACUGCUGGGACCCCCCCGAUCUCCUGAACAGGGCCCAGGCAGUCUGCUGAAAGGGGGCGUGCUGACCCCUGCACGGAACGGUUGCCGACAAGCCCCUAUCCCAUAGAGAUAUGUGGAGGGGGAGUGUUAGCCGCGGCUUCCAGCGGGGGUCGGAACGGCCGCUUCCGGUAGACAGCCGGGGCCCUGUUCAGGAGAUCGCGGGGGUCCCAGCAGUCGUGCCCCCCUCGAUCUAUAACUUAAAGGGGUACUCCAGUGGAAAACUUUUUUAUUUUUUAUUUUUUUAAUCAACUG
This is a messenger RNA of Hyla sarda, 2701 nucleotides long. It is a transcript of the gene PRCP, whose product is annotated as prolylcarboxypeptidase. NCBI's taxonomy places the organism in Eukaryota, Metazoa, Chordata, Amphibia, Anura, Hylidae. The transcript is spliced from 9 exons. Bases 304 to 1731 code for a protein of 475 amino acids. The record is from RefSeq and is a predicted model, not a curated record. Gene Ontology annotation, molecular function: dipeptidyl-peptidase activity; serine-type exopeptidase activity. Gene Ontology annotation, biological process: negative regulation of systemic arterial blood pressure; angiogenesis involved in wound healing; regulation of blood vessel endothelial cell migration.